AUGCGCACAGUCCUCACAGCAGCAGCUGAGGUGCUGCUGUGGCCGUUUGGCAUCCGGCGAAGAAGCGGAAAACGCGGAGACAGUGAGCAAGAUGGAGAUGGCGGCGACUGGGAAGUGGAUCCGGCGCAAUUCGUUGCUGCCCUUUCUGGUGCCAGCCUGGCCUACUGGGCAUGGGGAAGGAUGCGCUCCCAAGCAUCGCUACAAGCCACUCCCAGUCUAGAGGCUGCACCGCCUCCAGUGACACGAAUUCCCCUUUCAGAGUUUCUAUCGUUGCUGCGAGAUGGGGCAGUUACGGCGGUCAGCUACCUUGCAGACCGCCCGCCGGCAGGUGCUCUGCUCUUGAAGGCGGCAGUUCCGACUCUGACAACCAUGGCCAGCCAGUCAGGAAAAUCUGCACUGUCUCCCUUGCCGGUGGAGAAAUCCAUGGAAACCCUUCUUCUGCCAGGCAGCCACCAGGGUGUCUUUGAGGACUAUGCAUGCGAUUCAAUCUUCGUCCGAUGCAUUCAAGCCAGGCUAAUCUUCAGUGUUGAACGCUCAUCUGGAGAUCGCAUGCAGAUCGGUUUUCACAGUGCAGCUGUUCAGUGUUGCAAGUGCUCAUCGAUGUGCCAAAGCGCAAUCAAUGGCCUGCUGCGCCUGCUAGGAGUGGUGCAAAGGGAAGACUUCUUGGAUGAUGGCAAAGUUCCUGAAGUCUUCCGGCAGCGCUAUGCCCCGUGUCCCGAGUCGCAGCCGCUGCCCCUCCUGCUUCAGCAAGUGCUAGAGGACACCACGCCACCAGAGGAACCAAAGGCAUAUUUCCGUCCUCGGAGGAAGUUUCCUUUGCAUUUCCUCCACGGCACCCUCCAGUCUUCGGGCUUGAGCCAAGCCGUCUACUGUUUUCACGCAGAUGACAAGGAUGUGAUCCAAAAAGUGUUCGUUCACUGGUCUCUGGACACGACGCUGGAGGGGCCACCAGGCUGCUGUCAUGGUGGGUGUUCUGCGGCUCUGAUCGAUGAUGCGUUUGGAGCGUUCGCGAACACGUACUUACGGAGCCUGGGACGCAGCGGACGGGCGGCAACAGCGUAUCUUCAUGUGGACUACAAGGCGAUGACACCGCUGCCUUCGCAAGUUGUGUGCAUCGUGACGCUGGACCGUGCAGAGGGUCGCAAAAUCUUCUUAAAAGGCCGCAUGGUGGAAGCCUCGGCCUCACUGCAGACAACUUGCGAAGCAUCGGCUCUUUUUGUGGAGCUCAAGGACAAGACGAGCCCCACGGAGCUCCGAUCACGCUCUGACGUGCAGUUCGAGUGUCGAGAAGUGGCAGCAGGAUCUGACUCUGAGAUCAACAGGCUCUCGCUGUUGAUCGAUCUUGGUGGACUUGUGGCUUCCUUGGGCGCUUUGUGGUAUCUUUUCAGAAGCAAUGGCCAGACUUUCGCGGCCAAGCAUCUUGAGGAAAACCGCGACUUCAAUCGCCGACCUGCGGUAACGUUUGAUGACGUGGCAGGAAUGGAGAACACGAAGGAAGAGUUGCAAGAGGUCAUUGCGUAUUUGCGUGAUCCGAACAGAUUCUAUGCUUUAGGAGCACGGCCACCCCGUGGCAUCCUUCUGGCUGGUCCUAGUGGCACUGGAAAGACGCUUAUGGCUCGUGCGGUUGCUGGCGAGGCUGGUGUUCCCUUUCUUUACGCCAGUUCGGCAUCCUUCGUCGAAAUUUUUGUCGGCCAAGGAGCACAGCGCAUCCGACAAUUUUUUGAUCAGGCUCGCGCGUGUGCACCUUGCAUCGUCUUCUUGGACGAGCUGGAUGCCGUGGGCUACAAGCUUACUGACACAGACUUACACUGUGCAGAUCCUCUUCCCGUUGCCCUUUCUCCCUUAUACUGA
Symbiodinium sp. CCMP2592 is the source of this 1851-nucleotide messenger RNA. The record is from the annotation of a GenBank genome assembly. NCBI's taxonomy places the organism in Eukaryota, Dinophyceae, Suessiales, Symbiodiniaceae.